AUGAGUAUCCCUGCAAUUCCAGGUGGAAUGAUGUCCACAGGUGCGCAUGCUGUACCAACACAUUCUGCUACCAUCCAAUCUGGCCCUCAAAUCAUAACUCCAAAUCAUACUAUUUAUAUCAACAAUCUUAAUGAAAAAAUCAAGACUGACGAAUUGAAGAAAUCUUUGUAUGCCGUCUUUGUUCAGUUUGGACAAAUCCUCGACAUUAUAACAGGUAAAUCUGUCAAGAUGCGUGGCCAAGCUUUUGUGGUGUUUUCCGAAGUGAGUAGUGCUCGCAGCGCCCUCGAAGCAAUGCGUGGAUUUCCGCUGUACGAGAAGCCCAUGUGUAUUAAUUUCGCACGCACGACGUCCGACAUCAUUGCCAAGCGCGAGGGUACUUACGUUGAGCGUCCCAAGCGUCAACCUCCUCCUCCACCCCCGACUCAACCCAAUCCAUCCCUGGACGCGGCUGCGAUGAUUGGUGGUGGCAGCGCGCGGGCCAUUCGUCGACGCCAACAGCGUCUUGCAGCUGCUCAGGCGGUCGAGAACGGUGGAACCGCCUCACAACCUCAUCCUACACAGCCGCAGCACCACGCACCUCCUCCAAUCAAUCCGGCCACGAUUCCAGACCAGCCGCCCAACAAAAUUCUCUUUCUCACAAACCUUCCCGAGGACGCGAAUGAGGCGAUGCUGGGCAUGCUUUUCGCACCGUUUGUGGGCUUUCGUGAGAUACGUAUGGUUCCAUCAAGGCAUGAUAUUGCUUUCGUGGAGUUCUCUACAAUGGAUAUUCGUCCAAAUCACACUCUCUAUGUCAACAAUCUGAAUGAUAAACUGAAGAAGGCAGAUCUCAAGCGGGCCCUGUAUUAUCUCUUUUCACCGUAUGGCCGUAUAGUUGACAUAAUUGCAAUGAAGACGCCCAAAAUGCGUGGACAGGCUUUCAUAAUUUAUCAGAGUAUCACGUCGGCAACCAAUGCGUCGCGUGUACUCCAAGGCUUCCAGUUAUUCGAAAAGCCAAUGCGGAUCCAGUAUGCGCGGAAGAAUUCCAGUCAGAUUGAAGUACUUCAGGGCGUCAACGCGGAGACUCAAAAGAAGAAGGAGGAGGAGCGCGAGAAGCGGCGUCGGAGGAAGCUCGCCCAACGCCAAGCUGCAGCCGCCGCCGCUGCAGCAGCUGCGGUUGGCCAGCUUGGCGGCACACCUGGGGUUGACGCAGAAAUGGAGGGUGAACCACCGAAUCGCGUUCUCUUCGUGAGCAAUCUGCCCGAGGAGACCACGGAUGCCAUGCUGACAAUGCUCUUCAACCAGUUCAGCGGAUUCAAGGAGGCCCGACGCGCUGUCGGUGGAAUCGGCUUCGUGGAGUACGAGACGGAGGCUCAGGCUUCUGCCGCAAAACUCACCUACCACGGCUUCAAGUUGACGCGAACCCACGCCAUUAGUGUGACCUACGCUAAGCACUGA
Molecule: messenger RNA, 1434 nt
Organism: Mesocestoides corti
Lineage: Eukaryota; Metazoa; Platyhelminthes; Cestoda; Cyclophyllidea; Mesocestoididae
Source: the annotation of a GenBank genome assembly